This is a messenger RNA of Closterium sp. Naga37s-1, 522 nucleotides long. NCBI's taxonomy places the organism in Eukaryota, Viridiplantae, Streptophyta, Zygnematophyceae, Desmidiales, Closteriaceae. The record is from the annotation of a GenBank genome assembly.
AUGCCAAUACCCAAACCAACCGCAUGCCACCAUGCUUUCCCUGCUUCCUCCCCCCUCUCCACCUGCGUCUCCUGCCGUAUUGCCUCCCGUCUGGCUUUCUCCCGCCAGAUCACUUCUGCCUCGGGGUUUUCCCCCUCUUUGUGCUCUCCCCGCCCCGCUGCUCUCGCCUCCGUGUCAUUCCCCAGUCAUAUUGGGCACAUAGCCAAAGCGGAGAGGGACCUGAAGGAGCAGUUGCGGUGGGUUGACGUGGUGAUUGAAGUGCGCGACGCCAGAAUACCGCUCGCCUCCACGCACCCGCAGCAGCAGCAGCUGCGGUGGGUGGACGUGGUGAUAGAGGUGCGCGACGCUAGAAUACCGCUCGCCACCACACACCCGCAGCUGGACGAGUGGAUAGGCGGCAAGCCCAAUGUGCUGGUGUUGAACCGCGAGGACAUGGUGACAGCGGGGGACAGAAAGGCGUGGGCAAAGUACUACGGAGGUUGGACUCCUUAUCCCAAUCCUCCUUUUUCUCCCAUCACCUGA